GAAAGCAAAUAAUUACAAAUUAAACGAAAAAUUGGAAGGAAGGAAAAUUGAAGUUCAACUAAUUGGACCUUUGAGAAGAAUUUAUUCAGGAGCGCAGACGCAAUUUAUAAAGAGUUUGGACUUGGACAGAAGCGCGUUGACUAUUCGACGGAAACUACCGUAAAUUUCUAAGCUCAAUGUAACGCGACAAUAAUUUGAUACGCGUUACAAAUCGUUCGCGAAAAGCUGUGGUUUCUUUUUCUCCUUCUUCUUCUUCUUUCUUUUUUCAAUCAAUAAAAUUAAACAGGAUUGUUAAAUUCCAUGUAUUUAAACGUAACUCGUAAAAUCAUGAAGUGUUUUUUAAAGAUAGUUUUUUUUAUUAGUCUUAUACCAAACAACAAGGCUACUAGUUUUACAGUCACCGAUGAGGUAUAUUUUGAUAUAAUGAUCGAUGAUCAUCCUGCCGGAAGAAUUGUUAUAGGUUUAUUCGGUGAUGUUGCUCCAAAAACAGUGAAGAAUUUUCUUACGAUAGCUACCACCGGUAUUAAUGGAAAAACUUACGCGGGUACAUCCUUUCAUCGUAUUAUUAAGAAAUUUAUGAUUCAAGGCGGUGACAUCGAAAACGGUGAUGGUACGGGAUCGAUCAGCAUUUAUGGACAAUAUUUCGACGAUGAGAAUUUUGAUUUACCACAUGCCGGACCAUUUUUCGUUAGUAUGUCAAACGCUGGUGAAAAUACCAAUGGUUGUCAAUUUUUUAUUACAACCGUAGCUACGCCUUGGUUGGAUGGAAAGCAUACUGUUUUUGGGAAGGUAAUCGAAGGGCAGAGUGUAGUUUUUAAAAUCGAACAAACAAAAACAGAUGUCAAUGAUAGGCCGAUCAAACCAGUAAUUAUAUCUGAAAGUGGAAUAAUUCCGGUGACAUCGUCAUUCACCGUAUCGGAUGAUCCCUACAAUUUUAAUCGUAGUACUGGAUAAAAUGAUUUCCCAUGCUAUCUUUUAUCCAUUAAUUUGCAGUAUCUGGGAAUGGAUCAAAGCUACCUGCAUACCAUUGAGUUUCAGUUUCACGGUUCUUGGCUUUUUUCAUUGGAUGAUGAAGCAAUUAGACAUUUAAAAAUAAUCUACAAAGUGAAUUUAUUAAAAUUGAACUAUAUAUAUAUAUAAAAAGAGAAAAAAAAGAAUAUCAAAAUAAA
Molecule: messenger RNA, 1169 nt
Organism: Polistes canadensis
Lineage: Eukaryota; Metazoa; Arthropoda; Insecta; Hymenoptera; Vespidae
Product: peptidyl-prolyl cis-trans isomerase, rhodopsin-specific isozyme-like
Exons: 5
Coding region: 301-954 (217 amino acids)
Biological process (GO): protein folding; protein peptidyl-prolyl isomerization
Cellular component (GO): intracellular membrane-bounded organelle
Molecular function (GO): peptidyl-prolyl cis-trans isomerase activity
Source: RefSeq, a predicted model, not a curated record